GGAGAGAGAGGGGAGAGAGUGCAGCAGAGACAGAGACGGGAGGGAGGGAGAAUCGUUCUGGAUCCGCGCUCUGCCGGUAGCAGCGCGCAGCGAUCUGCAAAAGCGCGUCUAUACAGCCGGCGACCGGAUUAACUCACCUCGGAACCUGGAGAGUCCACAGACACGGGGAGACGACAACGAGCGGAGACUCCGGCUGAGACUCCGGCUGAGACUCCGGCUGAGAGAGACGACGACAGAAGAGCGGAGACCGCGUUACCCGGCCAGGCGCUCCUUUCGAUUUCACAACCACCGUGGCUUCUUGCACUUGGAGUCCCGUACCGGUGCCACCCCUCCUCCACGUCCUCGUCAUCUGCGCCGUUGUCCCCGCUAGCCCCCGCUAGCCCCGCCGCCCUCUACGGCGGAGGGCGGUAGCGGGCGGGAUGUCGCGCCCCGCGAUGCGUGUGGCGCUCUGCGUCUUCGCCGGAGUCGCCAUCAUCGCCUCCUCCGCUGCCGCCACCGCCACCGCCUCCUUCCCCGAUGACGCGACGCCCAUCAACAUCGUUGAUGCCAAAUACACGAGCCAGUACCCCGUGCUCCUGGGCCCCAGGCCAAAGAACGAGACGCGGCGACACAAGCUCAGCUUCCAGAUGAUGGUGAUGACCAACUCCACCCUCUUCAUCGCCGCCAGGGACCACGUGUACCACGUGGACCUGGACAACGCGCACGGCGAAGAGAUCCCCAGCGAGAAGACGCUCACCUGGAAGUCGAAAGCAACGGACAAGGACAUCUGCACCAUGAAAGGCAAACAGAAGGAAGAGUGCCACAACUUCAUCAAGGUGCUUCUCCCACGUGACGACGGCACCAUCUUCGUGUGUGGCACCAACGCCUUCAACCCCAUGUGCCGCAUCUACCGGUUGCACGGCGAGCGGCAGGACGCGGCGGACGGAGCGGGCGUGGCGCGCAUGGAGGGCGACGAGAUCAACGGCAUGGCCAAGUGUCCCUACGACUCCAAGCACAGCAACGUGGCGCUCUUCUCUGGAGGCAAGCUCUACUCCGCGACGGUGACGGAUUUCCUCGCGAGCGACGCUGUCAUUUACCGGAGCUUGGGGAGCAGCCCCGCUCUGCGCACCAUCAAAUACGACUCCAAAUGGCUCAAAGAGCCGCAGUUUGUGAACGCUGUGGAGUAUGGCAACUACAUCUACUACUUCUUCCGUGAGAUGGCUGUGGAAUACAGCACCAUGGGCAAGGUGGUCUUCUCAAGGGUGGCGCGCGUCUGCAAGAACGACGUGGGAGGCUCGCAGCGCGUGCUCGAGCGCCACUGGACGUCGUUCCUCAAGGCGCGUCUCAACUGCUCAGUGCCAGGCGAGCCGCGUUUCUACUUCAACGUGCUGCGCGCCGUCACGGGCGUCGUGACGGCACGCGGCAGGGCGCUCGCCGUCGGCGUGUUCACCACGCCGCAGAACAGUAUCCCCGGGUCGGCCGUGUGUGCCUUCGACAUGGUGGACGUGGAGGGAGUGUUCGACGGACGCUUCAAGGAGCAGCGGCUGCCCGACGGCGGCUGGACCACGGUGCCCGAAGACAAGGUGCCCAGACCCAGGCCUGGCUGCUGUGCGGGCACGGGCAGCGCUCGUGACGUGCGCAGCUCGGUGGAGCUGCCGGACGAGACGCUGGCGUUCAUCAAGACGCACCCCCUGGUGGAGGACAGCGUGCCGGCCCUGCUGCACCGGCCCGGCUUCACCAAGACCAUGGUCCGGUACCGCCUCACCAAGAUCGAGGUGGACACGGAGGCCGGGCCCCAUGGUAACCACACGGUGAUCUUCCUGGGCUCGGAGGACGGCGUGCUGCUCAAGGUGCUCUCCCAGGAGGGCGGAGCCUGGGCCGGCGGGGGCGGUGGGGGGGGGCCGUCCGGGCGGGGGGCUCCGGCGGAGGGGGCCGCCGGCGGCGCCCCCUCGGGCCUCCUGCUGGAGGAGAUCCACGCCUACAACCCGCACAGGUGUAACGUGGACGGUGUGGAGGACCGGCGCAUCGUGGGCCUGCAGCUGGACCGUGCGCACCACGCCCUCUUCGUCGCCUUCCCGUCGUGCAUCGUCAAAGUGGCGCUCAGCCGGUGCGAGCGCCACGCACGGUGCAAGCGAACCUGCAUUGCGUCACGUGACCCGUACUGCGGCUGGGCUCGCGAGGGGUCGUGCGCCCGCAUCACCGCCCCCACCAGCGUUCCGUACGAACAGGACAUCGAACACGGCAACUCCAAGGGGCUCGAGUACUGCCAAGCCGAAGGCUUCGUGGCAAUAAAUGGCUUCGUGAGCGGCAACCACCUAGGCUCGCUCUUCUCGGACAAGUCCGUGGACGUGACCAUCCUGGCGCUCUGCGUCGUGGUGGCCUUCGUGCUGGGUGCGGCGCUGUCGGGCGUCACCGUCUACUGCCUCUGCGGCGAAGGCGGCGCCGGCUGCACCUCCUCAUCCUCCUCGUCGUCGCCCUCCUCCUCCUCGUCGUCCCCGCACUUCCUCUCCCUCCGCUGCAAGAAGGCGGCCGCGGCCAAGAAGCUCCGAGCGGCCGGCGGCGGCGGCGGCGGCGACGGCGGCGGCGGAGACCUCGGCUCGUCGUACGGCAUGGAGACCCACGCCACGCUCACGCGGCUCAACAGCUACAGCCCCGGGCUGGAGCCGUGCGGCAAACACGACGGCGGCGUCGCCGGAUCGCCGCCGCCGUGCGGCGGCGGCGGCGGCGGCAUCGUGCCGCUAGCCGGGCCUCCGACGCCGCCGCUGUCGCACGCGACCGCCAUCGCGAUGGCGACCGAGAUGAUGCUGAUGAUGCCCAACGGGGGCUUGGGCUCGGCGGGCGGCGUCGGCGGGCUCGGCGGCGCGGAGCAGAUCCAGACGGAGCUGGCGGCCGGGCUCCCGACGCCGGACGCGACGCCGGUGCUGCCGCUCAAGAACUGCUGCAACCAGGCCCGGCGCGACUGCUGGGAGCAGGAGCAGAACCUGAAGAACGCGGCCGGCAAGAGCGCCACCGCCGCGCUGCUCGGCCAGCACCAGCAGCAGCACCACAACGGCGGCCACCACCACCCUCACCACGCUCCUCACCACGCUCACCACAAUCACCAUGGCAGCCACCACGGCCACCACCACAACAACCACGGGCAUCACCACCACCACCACCAACACAACAUCCAGCAGCAGCCGCAGCUACAGCUGCAGCAGCAGCAGCAGCAGCGCCACCCGCAGCAACCGUCCAUAGCGGAGAUGGCGUACGUGCAGGGCCUCCCCACGAGCCCGGCGUCGGGCGUGCCCCACAUCCUGUCGGAGCAGGGCCCGCACCACCUCGGCAACUACAGCCACAACAGCGGGCACCAGCGCGAGCCCAGGGGACACGGAGGAGGCGCCAUGGACAAGCUGGACGAGGUGCUGGCCUUCUUCGAGGAGCAGUCGCUGCUGCUCAAGGUGGGCGCCAGCGGCCGCGACGCCCGCCUGCCCACGUCCUGCUCCUCCUCGUCCUCCUCGUCGUCCUCCUCGUCAUCCUCCUCGUCGUCGUCUUCGGCCGCGGUCGCGGUGACGUCGGUGUCGGCGCGCAACAGCCUGCUGGCGCCGCCGGGCGCGAAGGCGCCGCUCGAGCCGCAGCCGCCGCCGUCCGCCGGCGCCGCCGGCGCCGACAAGAAGAAGCCACGCGCCGGCGUUCAUCACGGCGCCGGCUCGCUGCAGCGCGGCCUCGCCGCCCCCUCCGCCUCCCGCAACCCCAAGGCACAGGCGGCGCAGCCGCAGCCGCCGCCGCCGCCGUCGUCGGACCUGGCCAGGGGCCGGGAGUCUCCCGACGACGACGCCGCCCCCCCGACCCCGCCGGCGCGGGUCGACUCGGUGCAGCCGGGCACGGCGCCGUCGCCGGCGUCGUCGUCGGCGCCGUCGGCGCACGCCGGCUUCGCGCUGCCGCAGCCGCGCUGCUUCGGCGCCGCCGCGCCCCAGCCGCAGCACGGCCUCCUGGCGCGCCAGUCGAGCUUCUCCGGCGGCGGCGGCGGCGCGCUGCCGCCGGUCGGCCUGAUGCCGCGCACCAACGCGGGCGUGAAGCGCUCCCACUCCGUGAAGCCGGACGUGCCGCCCAAGCCCGGGGCGGCGGCGAAGGCGGCGCCCUGCGUUUGA
Messenger RNA from Petromyzon marinus (sea lamprey), 4109 nucleotides. RefSeq names its product semaphorin-6A-like. Gene Ontology annotation, molecular function: chemorepellent activity; semaphorin receptor binding. The record is from RefSeq and is a predicted model, not a curated record. NCBI's taxonomy places the organism in Eukaryota, Metazoa, Chordata, Hyperoartia, Petromyzontiformes, Petromyzontidae. Gene Ontology annotation, biological process: positive regulation of neuron migration; semaphorin-plexin signaling pathway; neural crest cell migration. Gene Ontology annotation, cellular component: plasma membrane.